UGUAGAUCUUUUCAAAUCUUCAAAACUUGGGAACUUUUUUUUCUAACUUCAAUUAAUUCGUAGUUCAGCGAUGCGAAUUCACCAUCGCAUUUCAAGAUGGUUUCCGAAGACACUAUACGCGACGCGCCAACCGGUGAUUCCAAACAAUCUUCGGCAUCUUACAAUGGUAUAUCCAAACCUACCUCUGAUCUUCCUACGAACUCAGACCCGACGACAAAUUCAGACGUUGCGGGGCCAAGUCGCCGCAACGAUCGAAACAAACACGCGAACGGAAAGUCUAAUGCCAAUGGUCGUCGAAGAGGUCAAGACUUCAAGCGCAACGGUCCGGGGCGAGAAAAAGACAGCAGGGGAUAUAUAAAUAAGCGUGAGCGCAACGAGAAGGAAUGGCAAGAACGAAAGCGCAGAAGGCUCGACGAGAACGGAAAUUCCACAAAACCUAGCGAACCUAGUUACAUGAGCAUUCAGUUUCCCGAGGAAGAGAUUGCCGCCGAGGAGCGCAAGCCGAAGCGCAAGGUAGCUGUUAUGAUCGGGUACGACGGUACGGGAUAUCACGGUUUGCAGAUAAACCACAAGGAAAAGACGAUUGAGGGUGAUAUAUUCGCUGCGCUCGUAGCCGCGAAGGCUAUAUCAAAAGCCAACGCCGACGACCUUAGAAAGUCUAGCUUCGUGCGAUGCGCAAGAACCGACAAGGGUGUCCAUGCUGCGGGGAACAUGAUAUCCCUAAAGCUCAUCAUUGAGGACCCUGACGUAGUGAAGAAGAUCAACGAGAAUCUACCCCCGCAGAUUCGAGUAUGGGGUAUCCAACGGACACUCAACUCCUUCAGUUGCUACCAAGCUUGCGAUUCGAGGUGGUACGAGUACUUGAUGCCAAGUUAUUGCCUGCUGCCUCCCCAUCCCGAAAGCUUCCUAGGAAAGAAGGUUCUAGAGUCUGUCAAAGAACAUGGCAUCGAGGAAGAAUACGUGAAGCGGCUUGGCGAGGUCAAAGAUUAUUGGGAGGAGGUGCGGAAGAACGAUAUCCAACCUAUCUUGGACAGCCUGGAUCCUAAUGUUCGAGAAACCGUCAUGCGACGUAUGUCCGCGGUGCUCAACGAUACCGAAGAUGGAAAGGCUGCAGACGAGACAGCAAAGCCAGAAAUGCCAGACGAGAAACUUCCCGACGUCUCAAUUGAGACUAAGGAAGAAGUCUCUGGGAGCAAAUCUGAAGGCAAGCCGACGGAGGUAUCUGAUUCAGCGCAGCAUGACCCCGCGGAAGAAUUGAACGUCGAAGCGGGCGCCACCACUACUCAAACUGAAAGCGCUGAGGACUCGGAGGUGAAGAAGCCUAAAGAGAUGCACCCAGUUGAUCGCGCCUUAAAGCAGCUCAAGGCCGCCUACGUUACUGCAAAGCGACGGUACCGAGUUACUCCAGAGCGGAUAUCCCAGCUGCAGCAAGCACUAGAUCGAUACAAAGGUACCAAUAAUUUCCACAACUAUACCAUCAAGAAAUCUCAUUCGGAGGCCUCAUCAAAGCGGACUAUUCGAUCCUUCAUCGUAAACCCUCAACCGAUUCAGAUCAACGACACGGAAUGGCUUUCUCUCAAAGUUCAUGGGCAAUCCUUCAUGAUGCACCAGAUUCGCAAGAUGGUCGGCAUGGCAGUUCUCGUUACCCGAUGCGCGACACCCUUAUCUCGCAUCAACGAGAGCUACGAACCUACCCAGAUCAGCAUUCCUAAAGCUCCGGGACUCGGCCUGCUACUAGAAAGACCCGUGUUCGAGACUUAUAACAAGCGCGCCAAGGACCAGAACAACCUCGCGGAACUCGACUUCGGCAACUACGAGAAGGAGAUCCAAGAGUUCAAGGACUCACAGAUUUAUCGCCACAUCUUUGAGUUGGAAGAGAGGGAGAAUUCGUUCCACACCUUCUUCCACCAGAUAGAUAACUACAAGUUAGGCUACUUCCUCUGGGUCACUGCCGGAGGCAUAGACGCAGCGGUGACGCGAAUAGGAGCUAUACCCAAGGAACUAGAGGCCGAGUUAGGAGACGACGGGGAGGAAGAUGCGGAGAGUUAGAUGUCCUUUCCGCGAGGUUUAGCCCCAUGUUUACCCAUAUAGCUUACAGUCAACCUAAGGUCUUAGCAUUUGCACGAAACAUAAACGCAUUCAUAGCGAAACCACAAGUUCGGUGAUC
Messenger RNA from Annulohypoxylon truncatum, 2167 nucleotides. Its product is annotated as pseudouridine synthase. NCBI's taxonomy places the organism in Eukaryota, Fungi, Ascomycota, Sordariomycetes, Xylariales, Hypoxylaceae. The coding region runs from base 97 to 2049 and encodes 650 amino acids. The transcript is spliced from 3 exons. Gene Ontology annotation, molecular function: RNA binding; pseudouridine synthase activity. Gene Ontology annotation, cellular component: nucleus. Gene Ontology annotation, biological process: tRNA pseudouridine synthesis; mRNA pseudouridine synthesis. The record is from RefSeq and is a predicted model, not a curated record.